Messenger RNA from Morus notabilis, 5221 nucleotides. Its product is annotated as helicase-like transcription factor CHR28. The transcript has 12 exons. The record is from RefSeq and is a predicted model, not a curated record. Lineage: Eukaryota; Viridiplantae; Streptophyta; Magnoliopsida; Rosales; Moraceae. Bases 310 to 4581 code for a protein of 1423 amino acids. Gene Ontology annotation, molecular function: ATP binding; ATP-dependent chromatin remodeler activity.
AACAAAAGAAUAAAAGAAAAAAAAGAAAAAAGAAAAAGAAGAAAGAAGAAGAAGAAGAAGAACGAUAUAGAAAAGUCGUUUAGCGAACCUUCUUCGAAAUUGCUUCUCCUCUCUUUUGCUCGUGAAAUCCUUGAUUUUCUUUUGCUUGUUUGUUUCGCGAGAAAACUCUUGAAGAUUGGAAUCCGGUUGGGCUUAAAUCUUUGUGUGUUUUCUUUUUUUUUUUAAGAAACUGGAAGCGUUCGGAGCGGUUUUUGAUUGGUUUUUCCGGAGGCUGAAAGGGAGUUAGGGUUAGGGUUUUCUGAGGCGGUUAUGGAGGACGAGAAUUCGAUUUUUGGGAUGGAAGGUAAUACGGAAAGUUUAGAGCAGAGUAACGGUUUCGUUGAUGAGUUCGCGGACCAUGAUUUGUUUGAAGGAGGUGAUUUGUCGAUUGAUCUGGAUAUGCUAUUCGGCAUUAUUGACGAGGAACGCGAUAAGAAGGAUUCUGAUCCGUCGCAGAAUUGUUCGGAGUUUUCAUUAAAAAAUGCAUCACAAGGUGAAGCAGUUCCUAGUGCCAGCCACCAUGAUAGUGCUUGUCCAGUUGCAGAGAAUGAUCUAAUGGGUCCCAGCACAUUGCAUCCUUCAUACAACUCAGAAGCCUUGGACUCAAUGAAAGGGACUCCAAUUGUUGCAGAGAAUGAUCUAGUGGGUCCUAGCACAUUCCACCCUUCAUACAACUCAGAAGCCUCAGACUCAAUGACAGGGGUCUCAGGUGGUUCCUUUGGUUCCGCAAUGAAUCAGAACUUAAUCUUCGACUCUAGAGUUCAGCGGUCUCCAGUGAAUGCUUGGUCUGCAAGUCUUAAAGACUGGAUUUCACUAGCUCCGAGUGACGAAACUUACUUGUCUGAGAGGGCCAGUUUUUCGCUACCUACUAGCGGUACAUCAUCUAAUUUUCCUCAAAGAGAUGCUAACAAUUCUUCAGAUUUUUUAGAUAAAUUCAAUAGUACGCUGCAGGGAGUAACUGAAAUUCAAAUAAGGAACAAUGGAGCUGAAAUCAGUCGCCAAGGUGCUUUAGAAUACCCUGGUUCUAAGAACAUUGGUAUAAAUUUUUGUAAGAAUGAGACCUUUGGUCAAAAUAUCAUGGACAUUGUGGGACCACCAACAGAUAACUUGCAUACGUCUGCAGAAAUCCCCUUCAUGGGUGCAGAUAUGCGCUUGGGAGACAUAGCUUGUAAGGAUUCUGCCAUUUGUCCUAAUACUCAAAUUAUGAGUGAUUAUUCCUCAACACAAUGCAAUGUGGGAAUAGAUUAUCACUUCCAUAACAGUUAUAAUUCUCAAUUUUUUACAAUCAAUGAAGAAUUGAAGAAUAGCGUGAAGGAUGAGGAAGGGGAAUUUCCAGCUGAGAGUACAUGUUCAAGUACUAAGAUGAAAUUGAAUGGCCAUUUUGGGGAAAACGGAAAAUCUUCCUUGGGGUUUUCAACGAGUAAUUAUAUGGAUAUAGAGGGAUGUCAUUAUGGAUAUGAAGGUAAUGAUUAUGUGCCAUCUAUGGGUUGUUCUUGGUUUGAUGCAGAUGGAUGUCCUGUUGAUGAUAAAGCAGUGAUGCAGCCAUGGGGUUGUGCACAAUCAUACAUUUGUAGUGAAGAGAACGUGAAGGACGAGAAACCAGAAGAGGUGGUUGCGCCUAGUAUCUCUAUGUGGCAUUCGGUCGAUGUCAUUGAUGAAGCUGUCAGUAGAGAGCAUUCUUACUCUGCUGACAACAAAUCUUUUGGCGAAGACUUAAGAUCAUCAUUUUUUGGUAUUUCUUCCUCGCUGUCUGGUCAGAAGACUGAGCAUCAAAUGGAUGACAAAGAAGAUCAUGUUACAUAUAAGAAAGUCUGCCGUUCUCCAGAUAAUAUUAAUGGAAGAUUGACAAUGUAUAAUAGUAAUGGAAAUUUGAAGAUUGAUGCUUCGGAACAGUAUAUGCCUUUUGCACAACCAUUCUCUUCAAUUGGUAAUCAAUCUAUGUGUGUUAUGGGUCCUCGAAUUUCAAAAGUCAGUCCCGAAUCAAGUCACAGUAAUUUCUCAGAGAAAUCUGUUGUAGAGGAUGACUCGGAUAUAUGUAUCAUUGAAGAUAUAAGUCAUCCUGCUCCUUCUAACCAGUCUCUAGUACCGAGAAACAUGCUUGUUACUUCACAAAGUUCUGCAAUUAGUGAUAAUUACGUGAAUGUUGGUGGCAUGAGAUUCAAGGCAAAAGAUGAGCGGUUAAUUUUACGAUUAUUGCAGGAUCUUUCACAGCCAAAGUCAGAAACUAAUCCACCAGAUGGUGUUUUGGCAGUGCCUCUUCUUCGGCAUCAGAGGAUUGCUUUGUCAUGGAUGGUUCAGAAGGAGACAGAUAGUGCGCACUGUUCAGGUGGAAUUCUCGCGGAUGAUCAGGGACUGGGGAAGACUGUGUCAACAAUAGCACUAAUAUUGAAGGAAAGGCCUCCAUCUUUUAAAGCAUGUCAUGUAAAACAAGACGAAACGGAAACAUUGAACUUGGAUGAGGAUGAUGUUAUGCUUUCUGCAUCUAAUGGAAUGAAAGAAGAAUCAGAUCCUCUUCAAGUUGUGUCAAAUGAAACUCCAAUCAGAAGCAAGAAUUCUUCUAUGCUAGCAAAGGGUAGACCAGCUGCUGGAACCCUUAUUGUUUGUCCUACAAGUGUUCUGCGACAAUGGGAUGAGGAGUUGCGGAAUAAGGUAACCCAAAAAGCCAAUCUCUCUGUGCUCGUGUACCAUGGAAGCAAUCGAACAAGGGAUCCUUGUGAGCUGGCCAAGUAUGAUGUAGUUCUUACGACAUAUUCAAUUGUCAGUAUGGAAGUACCAAAGCAGCCUUGUGUCAAUGAAGAUGAUGAGGAGAAAGGAAAAUCAGAAGAUCAUGGUUUUUCUAUGGGACUCUCCUCUAGUAAGAAAAGGAAAUACCCUCUUAGUUCUAAUAAAAAACGUUCAGAUAAAAAAGGUUUGGACAGUGCCCUGCUUGACAAUGCUCGGCCCUUAGCAAAGGUGGGAUGGUUCAGGGUUGUCCUUGAUGAGGCCCAGAGCAUUAAGAAUCACAGAACCCAAGUAGCUAGAGCCUGCUGGGGUCUUCGUGCUAAACGUAGGUGGUGCUUGUCAGGGACUCCUAUCCAGAAUGCAAUUGAUGAUCUUUACAGCUACUUCAGAUUUCUCAAAUAUGACCCUUUUGAUGCAUAUAAGUUGUUUUGUACCUAUAUUAAGACCCCAAUUAGUAAGAAUCCAUCAACUGGGUACCGAAAACUACAAACUGUUUUGAAGACAAUCAUGCUACGCCGCACCAAAGGUACACUUCUUGAUGGGGAACCAAUCAUCAGUUUGCCACCCAAAUUUAUAGAAUUGAAAAGGGUGGAUUUUUCAGAGCAAGAACGUGAUUUUUACUCCCAGCUAGAGGCUGAUUCGCGUGCUCAGUUUCAAGAGUAUGCUGCUGCUGGAACGGUUAAACAGAAUUAUGUUAACAUUUUGUUGAUGCUCUUGCGUCUUCGACAAGCUUGUGAUCACCCCUUUCUUGUUAAGGGUAUUGAUUCACAUUCGUUAUUGAGUUCUUCUGUUGAGAUGGCAAAGAAACUACCUCAAGAUGAAAAAGAACAUCUUCUGAAAUGCUUGGAAGGUUCAUUGGCAAUUUGCGGCAUCUGCAGUGAUCCACCUGAGGAUGCGGUUGUUGCCAAGUGUGGACAUGUUUUUUGCAAUCAGUGCAUUUGUGAACAUCUUACAGGUGAUGAUCACCAGUGCCCUAAUACAAAUUGCAAAGCUCGGCUUAAUAGGUAUAUAGUGUUUUCCAAAGCCACGUUGAGCAGUCCUCUUCAUGAUCAGUCUAGUCAUGAUAGUUCUAGGGAUUGUACUGGUUUGGAAGUUAUUCAGACAGGAGAGUCUUGUCAUGAGGGUCACUUUAAGUCUUCCAAGAUUAAGGCUGCUCUUGACGUCUUGCAAUCAUUAUGUGGACCACAUGAUUCUUCAUCUGGAAAUAGUUCCACACUGAACUCAUCUGAUGAAAAUGCCAGCUCUGUGGAAAACUCGUUGGCUACUUGUGCAGUUGAACCACUUAAGGAUGUUCCUGAUAACCGAAAUUUGGAGGCAGAAGAAGGUACUAAUUCUUCAAUUAAGGUUGUUGGACAGAAGGCGAUAGUCUUUUCGCAGUGGACAAGGAUGCUGGAUUUGCUUGAAGGUUGUCUAAAACAUUCUUGCAUUAAAUAUAGAAGACUAGAUGGAACAAUGUCAGUCACGGCCAGAGAUAAAGCUGUGAAGGAUUUUAACACCCUGCCUGAGGUGUCUGUUAUGAUAAUGUCUUUGAAAGCUGCUAGUCUUGGUCUCAACAUGGUUGCAGCUUGCCACGUUCUACUUCUGGAUCUGUGGUGGAAUCCUACUACAGAAGACCAGGCAAUUGAUAGGGCACAUCGGAUUGGACAGACUCGUCCAGUUACAGUGUUGCGGCUAACCGUGAGAGAUACCGUUGAAGAUCGUAUUUUAUCUCUUCAGCAAAAAAAGAGAGAAAUGGUUGCUUCUGCAUUUGGGGAGGAUGAAAUGGGAGGUCGUCAGACUCGCCUGACAGUAGAGGAUUUGAAAUAUCUGUUCAUGACGUGAUUUAUAGGUUUGGCAGACGUUGUUUGCUUGCUAACACAGAUUAUAUUAUCAGUUAGCUUUCUCUUAAAGGUGUCAACUGCAGCAGUAACACUCUAAUCCCUGACCAAUAGAGAUUGAAAAGGAGUACCGACUAUAAGAAGCUCUACUGACAAGAAGAUUUUUUUUGUGUUAAUAGUCUUUAUAGAAUCAAAGGAUCCAUUUGUUUUUACCUUUUUAACUUCCGUCUCUCUCCAUUACAAUGUAUAGGAUGUAGAUAUUAGUUGCUUUACGCUAGAAAGGGUAGGCGCUAUGAGCUAUAGAUGAGAUAAAUAUUUUUUUUAAUUUUAGUGUUACUGUUUAAUCCAUUUUUUACAUGUAAAUGAUAGUUUCUCCCAUUUUCUAUCUCGUUUUUCAUUUAGCUUUCUGUUAUUGCAAUCACAAUGACAAAUGUUAGGCGUAUUUGACGGGUUUGAUUGUAUCAUUUCUCUGGUCGGUUCAUGUUUACCAUUUACUUACGGUGCAAAGAUUAUGGUCGAGGCAGUAGCUGAGGAGCUUAUUAGUAGUAAUUCCCAGCACAUUACUUUGGACUUUGUAAACUAUAACUACCUGUGUUAUCCGAAAGGUGUCAACAUCAUAUUCUAUGGAAAUAAACGUUCUGACU